GGAGCGAGGAGAGCGAGGCCAGCGAUUUUCCCGAAAACAUUUUGCAGCGAAGAUCCGAAAACCAAACAUCCGCAAAAGCGACGCCAUUUCCAGCACGUGUGCAAGUUUUGUGUCGUUAAUACCGGAUUUUGGAGCGUGUGUUUUGAAAAAUAUUAACAGAAUAUACCGAAAAGACGCGGCAUUCUCAACCAGCAAGGCACGCCGCCACCGCCGCCUUCGAGGUGGUAGGACAGGAGGUAGAAGGAGAAGGGGCAGCAGAGCCCAAGCAACAGCAGCAGCAGCGGCGACAGUACGAUGGCCGACGGACGUGAUCCGCUCGGUCGAGACAGGAUGCGUGGUGCGGUCAACCCAAGUCAUCACGGAUCACGGUCUCCGUUCGAGGCUCGCGGGAGUCAUCCACCACCGGGACCAGCCUAUCAAACGCCAGAGAGACGCCCAGGAUGGGUACCGCCACCGUCUGGAGCGCCUGGCGUAAGAGGUCCGCCACCGAGCGGUUCCGGUGCAGGUCCCGCAAGAGCUGGGCCGAAUGAACCCCGCCACCACUACACCUCAUCCUCGGGGGCCGGAGAUGCUGCUGGCGCAUCGACGAGCCGAGAAUCAACACCGGGCGGCCCUGGUGCAGCACGUGGACUGGGGGGACCCGCCGGCCCUGGAGGCCUUGGCGGCAAACCGAUUCGUCGGCGGCCCUUGGCAGACACACUGAGAACGCGCCUCGCCGACUCAAAAACAAAACACGGUUCAACGGGACAAACACUCUCCCUCCAGUCGAAUUACUUUAAGCUUGUGAAACGCGUCGAUUGGACCCUCAGCCACUACGCAGUCAGCAUAGUGCCACCGUGUCCGAGCCCACGUUUGGCGCAAUCGCUCGUAAACGAGCAUAAGACCAUCUUGGGUGGGUUCGUGUUUGAUGGAGCGAACCUUUUCACCGGUUCCAAACUGCCGAGUGAGGAAAUGGUCCUUCACUCGAAGCACGAUCGUACGGGCGAUAAGUACGAAGUGCACAUCGAGCGAGUGGCGACGGUCGAUAUGACGGGCGAAACUGGAAUUCAGGUGCUCAACUUAAUCCUGCGCCGUGCGAUGAACGGCCUGAACCUGCAGCUGGUUGGGCGCAAUCUGUACGAUGCGGCGGCAAAAAUUCCGGUUCGGGAGUAUCACAUCGAGCUGUGGCCUGGCUAUAUCACUAGCAUCCGGCAGCACGAGGCCGAUGUGCUGGUGUGCUGUGAAAUAGCGCACAAAACUAUGCGCAUGCAAACUUGUUACGAUAUUUUGCGCGAAUGUCAGCGACACGACCGGAACUAUAAAGACGCGUUCCGGAAGGCGGUGCUGGGCUGCGUAGUCCUGACGGGCUACAAUAACAAAACGUACACCAUUAACGACGUCACGUUUGACACCACGCCCGAAAGCACCUUCGACACCAAAAAUGGUCCAAUCUCCUUCAUGGAGUAUUACAAAAACAAGUACAAUAUCCGGAUCCGCGAUGCCUUCCAACCGAUGCUGUUGUCACGUGCGAAGAAGAAGGACGCCCGAUCGGGAGACAACGAGCUGAUGGCACUCGUACCUGAGUUAUGCCAGAUGACGGGCCUAACGGAUUCGAUGAGAUCUGAUUUCAAGAUGAUGAGAGCAAUGGCAGACCACACACGCCUGAAUCCGGAUAGACGAAUUGAGCGCCUGGAAACAUUUAACCGGCGUUUGCAGACAUCGCCCGAGAGCCAGGAAGUGUUCCGCGUGUGGAAGAUGGAGCUCGACCGGCGACUGGUCGAUGUGCCGGGCCGUCUGUUACCGCAGGAGAUGAUAUUCUUCUCCACCACUUCCACUGGUGUUCAGGCGGGCGAUAACGCUGAUUGGACGGCGCACUUCCGGGACAAUCCGAUGUUUGCUACGGUGCGGUUGAGCCGCUGGUAUCUGGUCGUGCCGGGGCGUUGCCAGCGGGAGGCGAAUGAUUUCCUUGGCUGCAUGAUCAAGGCGGCCCGCGGUAUGCGCUUUGAGAUUAGUAACUGCGAGAUCAUCCCCAUGCAGGACGACAACCCAAACACGUACAUGAGGACGCUUGAUAGUAUCAUCAAUAAGGAUCCACAGAUGAUCAUGUGCGUUGUUUCGAACAACAAAUCAGAUCGUUAUACAGCGAUAAAAAAGAAGUGCUGUGUGGACCGAGCCAUCCCGACGCAGGUAAUGGUCCAGAAAACGAUCACCCCAAAAACGGGCAACAUCCGGACGCUGAUGUCGGUCGCAACCAAGGUGGUCAUACAGAUGAACUGCAAACUGGGUGGAGUCCCGUGGAAGGUAAAAAUCCCGCUAAACGGGUUAAUGACGAUUGGUUUCGACGUGUGCCACGAUUCGAAAGACAAGAGCAAAUCGUUCGGUGCGAUGGUGGCCACCCUCGACCACGACAACCGUGGGACACCCAAGUUUUUCUCCACCGUCAGCCACCACUCAAGCGGCGAGGAGAUUUCGACCUACCUGCCACUCAAUACGGUGAAGGCUUUGAAUGAGUAUCGGCGCGAGUUUGGCGAGUUGCCGAAGCGCAUCAUCUUCUACCGGGAUGGUGUUAGCGAGGGACAGCUCCAGUAUAUUUACGAGCACGAGGUACGCUCGCUGGUGGACAAACUCGGCCAGAUCUACCGGUCGGCAGGCAUCGAGCAGGAGGUGUUGCUCACAUUUUUCAUUGUGAACAAAAGAAUCAACACCCGGUUCUUCGAUCAGCGGCUCAAUCCACGUCCCGGCACGGUAGUCGACAAUGUUGUCACACUUCCACAGCGAACGGACUUUUACCUUGUGUCGCAAUCAGUCAAACAGGGCACGGUAUCCCCCACUGCAUACAACAUUGUGUGGGACUCCUCCAAUCUGAAAAUUGACCAUCUUCAGAUGCUAUCCUACAAGCAGUGCCACUUGUAUUAUAACUGGUCCGGCACGACUCGCGUCCCAGCAGUCUGCCAAUACGCGCACAAGUUGUCGUUCCUCGUGGGCCAGUACCUGCACCAGGCGCCGAGUAGUUUGCUGGAGAAAAAACUAUACUUCCUGUAGGAGAGAGAGAACCAACGAAAAACAGUGGGUGGGCAAAACGACAAAUGUGACCGGACGAGCUAGUAGCUAACCGAUCGAUCAAGAGCAACGCAGCGUAACUGGUUUGCUGCGCGAUCAACUGCCAUCAAAACAACGUGGAGCGUGUGAUUGAGGGGGCGGGCUAUGUGCGUAGACAGCGCACCUUUUUUUUUAUAGAGUUAGAUUGCGACUACUUUACAGCGGUGUUGUUUUGACACUAACAAAUGAACUAUUGUUGAAAUAGGCCCGGAAAUCAACGGCACUAAACACCAGACGGCCAAGUGCGAAUAAACCAGACCCCCUUUCCU
Anopheles aquasalis is the source of this 3347-nucleotide messenger RNA. RefSeq names its product piwi like RNA-mediated gene silencing protein aubergine (gene aub). The record is from RefSeq and is a predicted model, not a curated record. NCBI's taxonomy places the organism in Eukaryota, Metazoa, Arthropoda, Insecta, Diptera, Culicidae. Gene Ontology annotation, molecular function: protein binding; RNA binding.